This is a messenger RNA of Effrenium voratum, 2055 nucleotides long. The record is from the annotation of a GenBank genome assembly. Lineage: Eukaryota; Dinophyceae; Suessiales; Symbiodiniaceae.
AUGAAUGACGAUGGAAAGGCCGUGGCAAAGGUGGUCGCCAUCACCAGAGGAGUUGAACAGUGGCAGUUUGUCCUUGGCCCGAACGGUGCGGUGGUUUUGGGCCGCGCAGCAGACUGCGACGUGGUUCUGCCCAGCCGGGGCGUGUCCGGGCGCCACUGCGUGCUGCGACACCAGAAAAAGGAGGACGGCACCUGGGAGCUGUUUAUCGAGGACGUUUCCACCAACGGCACGGGGGUCUCCGCUGGCAGCGAGUGGCUUCCGGUGCGGAAGGAGAGCAAGGCGCUGCUGCGGGUCUCGCAGAUCGUGUUGCCUUUCAACUGCAAAGCCCAGGAGGAGGCAGUGGUUCUCACGGUGUAUCCCCAUGGCUCUGGGUUGCCAGACGCCUACGACUCCAAGCGGAAGACCGGGCGGUGGAUGUACCGCGGGAAGCUCGGGGAGGGCGGCCUGGGGGUGGUGUACCGAGCCGCGGAUGCCUCGGGAAAGCUCAAGGGGGACGUGGCCAUCAAGGUGUGUAAGCUGGCCAAGGACGUCAAGCCCACUGCCAAACUUCGAAGCGCCUUCAUCUUGCACCGAGAAGCGCAGUGGUCGAUCCAAAGGCUUCACAAUAGCAGCUACAAGAAGUAUUCCCCGCAGAAGGCGUCUCUCUUCGCCCGGUACUUGGAGGACCACACGGGCCGCUGGAGCCGGGACCUGGACUUCGACUUGGAGCGGGGCACCUUCGAGGCCCCGGACUUCCGCUGGGACAAAUUUCGGCCCUCCGAGCCCAUGCCCCAGAAUCCCUAUGUGGCCAUGGAGUAUGUGCCAGGGAGGACGUUGCAUUCGGCACUCGGUUGGUCGCGGGACCAGCCAUUGAAGGACGAGGCGCAUCUUAGCCAAGAGGAGAAGGAGUCCAUCGUUAGCCAGGCCGCCGAGGCGUUGCUUUACUUGGUGGACAACGGCCUGAUCCACCGGGACUUCCGCACCACGAACCUGAUGGUCUCGGAGCGGAGGUCCACCAUCCGGGUGCGCGUGAUCGACUUGGGUCACACCAUCCUGGCGGAGAACCACCAGUGCCGCAACAAGAGCGCAGUGGUACGGUGCAAUUGGAAGGAAGAGGAGAAGAAGCGCUUUGACUGGGCCCCGCCGGAGGUCAAGGCCAGGGAGAACUUUGUAAACUUUGCUUACCCGGCCCACUCCUUUGACGUCUUCUCUUUCGGCGUGCUGACGGUUCAGCUGCAGACCUCUGGGAUGCAGGCGGCACGCUUGGCGGUGCAGCGGCUCAUGGGUGUGGAGAAGGGCGAGAAGUUGGAUGGCAAGUUAGGGUUCUCCAAGGAUGUGCUGGCACUGAUGCUGGGUGAGCCGGGCAAACGUCCCCACGCUGAGUCGCUCAUAGACGUGCUGAAGCGCAAGGAGGACGACGUGGAAGAGGGUGAAGACGCAAAAGAAAGGAAGCAGCAAGGAGGUGUCGUAGAUGCAGAGAUCGAGGAGGUGAUUGAGGGGGAGAUGGCGGACUCCCCGCACUCUGCCAAGGCGACGGCUGACUCCGAUCGAGUGGAUAAGAGCGCCUCAGCCAAAGGCGUCCAGAUGUCGAGCGCCUCAGCCAAAGGCGUCCAGAUCUCGGCAAAAGCACCAGAGAAGAGCAACGAAGUGAAGGGCAAGAGGCCACAGGAGAGCAGGGUGUUGAUCCUACGAAGCGCCAGCGCCUGGACAAGGCGAAUGAGAAGCCGGAUGGAAAGGUGGAGGGGAGGCAUUGGAAGAAAAGGAGGACUGACGAGGGGGAAGAGGAACGCAAGAAGGAGGAGGUCAAAGGGAAAGAGACCAAGGCAAAAGAGGCAACAAAGGCAAAGGAAGCAAAGGCAAAGGAAGAUGCCAAGACAAGGGAGGCCAAAGCACGAGAGGCUGCCAAAGCAAGAGAGGAGGCCAAAGCGAGGGAGGCCAAGGCAAGAGAGGAGGCCAAAGCGAGGGAGGCCAAGGCAAAAGAGGAGGCCAAAGCGAGAGAAGAGGCCAAAGCAAAAGAAGAGGCCAAGGCAAGAGAAGAGAGGAGGCCAAGGCAAGAGAAGAGGCCAAAGCAAAUAG